CGCUGUCGCGGCUGGAUUAUCCGAAUCCGGAUUAUCCUUCUCCCAUGUGGCCGACCGUCGAGUUGACGACCGUGCCGACAGGUGACACGCGUGAAAUAGACACCCUCAAGUCUUUCAUGCUAAACAUUCCUGGCAUUCUUACUGUCUUAGUUGUGUGUUCUUACAAUGUCGCCCUCGUGGUCAGCCCACUGAGCACUUUACUGCGAAUCAUACAAAAGAUGUAAAUGCGUAGAACCAGAGUCACUUAAUUUUGUAGUUGCUGUUGAACACUCGCCUCUGCAACAGGUGCGAUGGGGGAAAGCGAAGCUGUAGCCGUAUUUGCCAACCCGGCCCGGAAAGUAUUCUCAGCUCGAAGGACAUCGGCGAAAAUUAGUAGUCAAUUACCGGCCGAAAUUGCCGAUGACCCCGAAAUCGCGGACGCCCUCCGCUGUUUGCCGUCGAACUACAACUUCGAAGUUCCGAAAACGAUAUGGAGAAUCCGCCAGCUAGGAGCUCGCACGGUCGCGCUGCAGUUUCCCGAGGGUUUGUUGAUAUUCGCGCUUCCCAUCGCCGACAUACUGGAGAGGUUCACAGGCUGCGAAGUCGUAAUCCUCGGUGACGUGACGUACGGUGCCUGUUGCGUGGACGACUACACUGCCCGCGCUCUGGGCUGCGAGCUCAUGGUUCACUACGGCCACAGCUGUCUCGUACCCGUGGACCAAAUGAGCGGCUUGAAGAUGCUGUACGUGUUUGUGGACAUCAAGAUCGACGUGUUGCAUCUCGUGGAGAGUGUCAAGCGUAAUUGGAACACCGACACUCGUCUGGCGUUCGUGAGCACGAUUCAGUUCGUGUCCACCAUUCAGUCUGUCGCUGCCGAACUGAGGAGUGACGGCUACGACGCCAGGACGCCGCAGGUUCGACCCCUGAGUCCCGGUGAGAUCCUGGGCUGCACCGCACCCAACGUCGGCGAUGCUCAAGUAGCCAUCUACGUCGGAGAUGGCAGGUUUCACAUGGAGGCUCUCAUGAUCGCAAACCCCGGUGUCAAGAUGUACAGGUACAAUCCUUACGACAAAACGCUGACAGAGGAAGGGUACGACCAUGCCACCAUGCUAAGGGUCCGUCGGCAAGCCGUCGAGAAGGCGGCCACGGCCGGUACCUUUGGCGUCAUCCUCGGUACCCUCGGCCGUCAGGGGAACCCAAAGGUUGCCGACGGUUUGAAGGAGACCCUGCUGGCUACGGGAUGCCCGCCAAGGAAAGUCGUUUGCGUCUUGCUCUCAGAGAUAUUUCCCAAAAAGCUGGAACUCUUCGAGGGCGUGGACGCCUGGGUGCAGACGUCGUGUCCCCGCCUGUCGAUCGACUGGGGUCUCGCUUUUGCCAAGCCUGUGCUGACACCUUACGAGGCCAACGUGGCCGUGAGAACUACCACUUGGAGGGAAAGCUAUCCCAUGGACUUUUAUGCCAAGGAUAGCCUGGGACCAUGGACACCUAACCACAAACCAUCUGUGCGAAAAUGUGACGAAAAGUGCCAGUGCAAACCUACCACAUCGUGACAGCGUUAGUGAAAAGCUGCUGACUACUACAUUGUAUGCCAUGUGGUCUCGCCAAACUUGAUUUGGUGCUCUUCAUAUCAGAGCUGGGUAUGUGAGGAUGGUGACUAAUAUGGCUGCUUUGUGUAAAUUA
Messenger RNA from Rhipicephalus sanguineus (brown dog tick), 1659 nucleotides. Its product is annotated as 2-(3-amino-3-carboxypropyl)histidine synthase subunit 1. The coding region runs from base 291 to 1529 and encodes 412 amino acids. Lineage: Eukaryota; Metazoa; Arthropoda; Arachnida; Ixodida; Ixodidae. Gene Ontology annotation, molecular function: 2-(3-amino-3-carboxypropyl)histidine synthase activity. Gene Ontology annotation, biological process: protein histidyl modification to diphthamide. The record is from RefSeq and is a predicted model, not a curated record. The transcript is spliced from 2 exons.